AUGACAGACCAAAUCAAUGCCUGCACUGAAGCUCAAGCUGAAGUGUCUAAUUUGCUUUCCUUUCUGCUGGGAACCGGCUACUCCGGACGCAAAGCCGUCAUCGUGAAGAACAUUGACGAUGGCACCUCAGACCGCCCUUACAGCCAUGCCCUGGUGGCUGGAAUUGACCGAUAUCCCCGAAAAGUGACAGCUGCCAUGGGCAAGAAGAAAAUCGCCAAGCGAUCAAAGAUCAAGUCUUUUGUGAAAGUUUAUAACUACAACCACCUCAUGCCCACAAGGUACUCUGUGGACAUCCCCUUGGACAAAACUGUUGUCAACAAGGAUGUCUUUAGAGACCCAGCUCUGAAACGCAAGGCGAGGAGGGAAGCCAAGGUCAAGUUUGAGGAACGAUACAAGACAGGGAAGAACAAAUGGUUUUUCCAGAAGCUUCGCUUUUAGGUAUAUUUUUGUUUCCAUCAUUAAAAGUU
Molecule: messenger RNA, 467 nt
Organism: Phodopus roborovskii (desert hamster)
Lineage: Eukaryota; Metazoa; Chordata; Mammalia; Rodentia; Cricetidae
Product: 60S ribosomal protein L27-like
Exons: 2
Coding region: 1-438 (145 amino acids)
Biological process (GO): translation
Cellular component (GO): cytosolic large ribosomal subunit; ribosome
Molecular function (GO): structural constituent of ribosome
Source: RefSeq, a predicted model, not a curated record